Pollicipes pollicipes is the source of this 3012-nucleotide messenger RNA. It is a transcript of the gene Hil, whose product is annotated as peptidase hillarin. Lineage: Eukaryota; Metazoa; Arthropoda; Thecostraca; Pollicipedomorpha; Pollicipedidae. The record is from RefSeq and is a predicted model, not a curated record. The coding region runs from base 441 to 2867 and encodes 808 amino acids. The transcript has 12 exons.
UACCUGCGUGGAUUGUCCAGGUUUAGGUUAAAUGCGCACGGCUCGGAAACACCGCGUUCACUGGCGCCGCGGAACGCUGGCCGUCGCGCGAGGCGGGGCCACAGCAGGUGGUUCGGUCGACGUGUUGUCAGCGCGCCCGCACAGUUGCCGCGGUAACGGCGCUCCGUGCUGGUCACUGUACUGAAGUCGGCGCUAAGUGUUGAGAAGCGCAGGGACCAAGUGAGCAGUGUUUUUCAGAUUGGCUGGACUGACGCCGUAGGCGAGUAAGGAAAGCCGCUGCUUGCGCCGCAGCGCUAGUGAAUCGAGUCCAUCCUCUGCUAUGCAUCAGUGCCUGCCAUACACCCGCGGCCGGCUCACCAAAAUGGCGCGGGCUGCUGCGUAUCACUAGUGCAGGGUGGGGGCGGACAGUAAAAAGGUGUGACGCAGUGUAACGUGAUAAAAUGUCGUUCGCACAGCGUGCGAACUUCUACGACACGCACUGUCUGCGAUGUCGCCAUACAGUGUACCAAGUGGACAGAGUCGGUCCUCUGAAGGACUUCACGUUCUUCCACUCACAGUGCUUCAAGUGCGCAGUGUGUGGCACCAAGCUGACGCUGAAGAACUACUACAACAACCAGAACAGCCAGGUCGACAAGGAGGUGUAUUGCCAGAGCCAUGUGCCGAAGAUCACGCCUGGCCAGAUCGACGGCAACGCGGUGGGCAUCCGCACUGCGCUCAGCGUGCCGAAGUCGCAGACGUACGUCAACGAACAGAUCCGCGCCGGCGGCAGGGCCAACAUCGAUAAUGAGGCGAUGCUCAUCAAGUCAGUGCUCAACACGAGCACCAGCCAUCCGCCGCCCUCCAACGGACACAGCACGAGCAAUCACAGUGACUACAAAUACGGACGUUACGACGCGAGUGCGCUGCAUAUUCAACAUGCCCUUAAGCAGACCGUGCUUCAGAAGGGCUACAAACGCGAGGCCAAGCCCAUCACCGAAUAUUUGGACAAGGCCGAACAGGAAGAACUGGAGAGGAUACACAGAGAAGAAGAGGACAGACUUUACCAGAAGUUCGCCUCGCAGAGAGAGCAAGAAGACAAACGAUUAAAGGAAGAAUUCAAGGAAGAAUGGGAGAAAGAACUAGAAAAACUCACCGCCAAAUUCGAAAAAGAUAUGAGCAAGCGGAGAAGCAAAGACGACGUCAAGGUUCUAACAGUGAAGCAUCUAAAAGAAAAGGAAGAAUUCGAGAAGAACAUGACCAUCAAAAGAGAGAAGAAGAAGGAGUCAGUCACCAGAAAGCUUUUGGAACACGAAAGAGCCGCCACGGCCGCGCUGGUCGACAAACAGAGCAAGGAGAUGAUGUCCCUUAUCAACGAGCGCAAGAUCGAACACAUGAUGACGCAGCUGGGCGAUGAGCGCGAGGAGGACGUGCCGGAGCUGCACGAGUACCCGGCCCAGCCGCCGCCGCCCUCGCCCGCCACCGUCGGCAAGAUCGAAAUCUACGACGACCCGGAGGUCUUCAGCGAGGUCGACCAGCUGGCCAUCCAGGUGGCUCAAGAGGACCAGAAGACGUUCACGGACCUGAUCCGCCAGCUGCUCGGCAACUACGCGUCGGACGUGGAGAAGGCCCGAACGAUCUUCCGUUGGAUCACUGUGAAGAACCUCAACCAGAUGAACUUUGAGGAUGGCGUGCGCACGGACACGCCCAUGGGCCUGCUGCGCGGCAUCAAGUACGGCACCGAGAGCUACCACGUGCUCUUCAAGCGGCUUUGCAGCUACGCCGGCCUCCACUGCGUGGUCAUCAAGGGCUACAGCAAGUCUGCCGGAUACCAGCCAGGAGUCAAGUUUGAGGACAACCGAUUCCGCAACUCUUGGAACGCCGUCUACGUGGCCGGAGCAUGGCGGUUCGUCCAGUGCAACUGGGGCGCCCGACAUCUGGUCAACGCCAAGGAGGUGCCCAAACCUGGCAACAAGAACAAGUCGGACAGCCUGCGAUACGAGUACGACGACCACUACUUCCUGACGGACUCCAAGGAGUUCAUCUACGAGUUCUUCCCGCUGCAGCCGGAGUGGCAGCUGCUGCGCCACCCCAUCACGCUGCAAGAGUUCGAGGAGCUGCCGUUCGUGCGCUCGCUCUUCUUCCGCUACGGCCUCUGCUUCCCGGACGAGGACACCAAGGCGGUCAUGCACACCGACUCCACGGGCGCGGCUACCAUCCGGAUCGGCAUGCCCACUCACAUGCAGUCCUCACUCAUCUUCCACUACAAUCUCAAGUUCUACGACAACGACGGCGACACGUACGAAGGCGUCAGCCUCAAGCGGUUUGUCAUGCAGUCGGUCGUGGGCAACAUGGUGGCGUUCCGCGUGCACGCGCCCACCAGCGGCGCCCUGCUGCUCGACAUCUUCGCCAACGCCGUGACGCCGCGCGAGUACCUGACCGGCGAGCCGAUGAAGUUCAAGUCGGUCUGCAAGUUCAAGAUCGUGUGUCGCGACCUGCAGACGGUGAUGGUGCCACUGCCCGACUGCGCCAGCGGCGAGUGGGGGCCGAUGAAGGCCAACAGGCUGUUCGGCCUCAUUCCGGUGACACACCCGGACGCCCUGAUCUUCUGCAACCGGGAGCUUGAGGUGCAGUUCCGCAUGUCGCGGCCGCUGACCGACUUCAUGGCCACGCUGCACCGCAACGGCACCGAGGAGAAGCGGCUCGGAAAGUACGUGAGCCACAGCGUCAGCGGCGAGCUGGUCACCGUACGCAUCACCUUCCCCGAGGAGGGCCAGUACGGCAUGGACGUGUACACGCGCGAGGUGCAGCGCGGCGAGCACGAGUCCAACGAGAAGCACCUGCUCACGCACUGCUGCAAGUAUCUCAUCAACUCGUCCAAGAAGAACUGAGCGCGGCAAGCGGCGGCGGGAGUGCGCAUGCGCCAGCGACUGAGCGCCGAGCAGGGCGGAGCUGGCGUCGCUGCGCCGCUUGAGCUGCGCCGUGGAGGUGGCGGGCGUGGCACCGGGACCGCGUCCUGGCUGAUGCCGAUGUAAC